Dicentrarchus labrax (European seabass) is the source of this 4221-nucleotide messenger RNA. It is a transcript of the gene uhrf1, whose product is annotated as ubiquitin-like with PHD and ring finger domains 1. The record is from RefSeq and is a predicted model, not a curated record. Gene Ontology annotation, biological process: negative regulation of gene expression via chromosomal CpG island methylation. Bases 157 to 2490 code for a protein of 777 amino acids. Gene Ontology annotation, molecular function: metal ion binding; protein binding; ubiquitin protein ligase activity. Lineage: Eukaryota; Metazoa; Chordata; Actinopteri; Moronidae. The transcript has 17 exons.
UGAAAGUCUUGAAGAAUAACUCAUUGAUCAAUCUCCAACAAGGCUCAGAGUUGGUCGUGUAAACCGUACAUAGAAGUUAUUUGGAGAAAACGUGCGCGUUACUCCUUAAACGUCAAUUUCUUGUUUUCACUUGGACGAACAAACAGGGCAGCUGCAAUGUGGAUUCAAGUGCGCACAAUGGAUGGGAAGGAAACCCACCGGGUGGAUUCCUUGUCCAAACUCACCAAGGUGGAUGAGCUGCGUCUCAAAAUCACGGAGCUCUUCAAUGUGGAGCCCGAGAGGCAGAGGCUGUUCUACCGGGGCAAGCAGAUGGAGGACGGCCAUACCAUAUUCGACUACAACGUGGGCCUAAAUGACAUAGUACAGCUGCUUGUUAGGCAGAAGGCGCCCCCUGUUGAUGUUGUCAAAAGCAAGGACAAAGAAGCUGAGCUCUCUGACUCCGACUCCGGUUGUGGCUCAACCCAGAGUGAAUCUGACAAGAACUCCACUCACGGUGAGGUAGAAGGUCAGACCGCCGGCACCUCUGCCCAGACAAACACCCCAGAGCUCGUCGAUCCAGGAUUUGGAUUUUACAAGAUCAAUGAACUGGUAGAUGCAAGGGACUUGAACAUGGGGGCAUGGUUUGAGGCCCAGAUCGUCAAUGUUACAAAGACAGCAAAGACUCCGAAAGAGGAGGCUGCUGAGGCACACCCAGCGGAGGAGGAGAUACUGUACCAUGUUAAAUAUGAAGACUACCCAGAGAACGGUGUGAUUCAGUUGCUGGUCAAGGAUGUUCGCCCACGGGCCCGUACAGUGUAUCAGUGGCACCAGCUGGAGCCUGGAAUGGUCGUUAUGGUCAACUACAACCCAGACGACCCCAAGGAGCGCGGCUACUGGUAUGACGCUGAGAUCCAGAGGAAGAGGGAGACACGCACUGUGCGAGAGAUCUACGCCAAGAUUAUCCUCGGUGAUGCUGGUGACUCUCUUAAUGACUGCCGGAUCAUGUUCCUGACCGAAAUCUACAAAAUCGAGGAGCCUGGUUCUCUGGGUGACACCCCAGCUGGAUCUGAGAGUCCACUCAAAAGAUCAAAUGGCCCCGAGUGCAAGCACUGUAAGGAUGAUCCCAAAAAAAACUGUCAGUGGUGUAAUUGCAAAAUCUGUGGCAUCAAGCAGGAUCCUGACAAACAGUUGUUGUGUGAUGAAUGUGACAUGGCCUUUCACACUUACUGCCUGAACCCUCCGCUCACCUCCAUCCCAGAAGAUGAGGACUGGUAUUGCCCAGGUUGCCGUAAUGACGCCAGUGAGGUUGUGUUGGCUGGAGAAAAACUGAAGGAGAGCAAGAAGAAAUCUAAGAUGGCCUCUGCCAGCUCCUCCAGCCAGAGGGACUGGGGCAAGGGAAUGGCCUGUGUUGGUCGAACUAAGCAGUGCACUAUUGUCCCGUCCAACCACUACGGCCCAAUACCCGGCAUCCCCGUCGGCUCACUGUGGAAGUUCAGAGUGCAGGUCAGUGAAUCUGGCGUCCACAGGCCACAUGUAGCUGGGAUUCAUGGCAGAAGCAAUGAUGGCGCCUACUCUCUGGUCCUGGCAGGAGGCUAUGAGGAUGACGUGGAUGAUGGUAAUGAGUUCACUUACACUGGCUCUGGAGGGCGAGAUCUUUCUGGAAACAAGAGGACUGCUGAGCAGUCGUGUAAUCAGACACUUACCCACAUGAACCGGGCGCUGGCUCUCAACUGUAACAUCCCUGUCAACGACAAAAAUGGAGCUGAGGCUAAGAACUGGAAGGAAGGCAAACCGGUUAGAGUUGUGCGCAGCUGCAAGGGUCGCAAGCACAGUAAAUAUUCCCCUGAAGAAGGAAACAGAUAUGAUGGGAUAUAUAAGAUAGUGAAGUACUGGCCAGAAAAGGGAAAGUCUGGCUUCUUGGUCUGGCGGUAUCUGUUGAAGCGUGAUGAUGAUGAGCCGGCACCAUGGACCAGAGAUGGCAAGGAACGCAUCAAGAAGCUCGGUCUAACCAUGCAGUAUCCUGCUGGCUAUCAGAAAGAGAAGGAGAACAAAAAUGAAGUGGAGGAAGCGGCAGCAACACCCAGCAAAGCGAAGAGGAAGAGAAAAUCUCAGGGCAGUGACUCAAAGACCUCACCAGCCAAGACUACUAAGAAAGUAAAGGUAGAAGUGUACAAGCUUACCAAGGAACAGAAAUCCCUUAUCAAGAAUGAUGAACAAAACAAGAAGGUGUGGGAUGAAGCCAUGGGGUCACUGUCUCUUGGGCCGAAAUUCUUGAACAAAGUUGAAGAAGUUUUCCUCUGCAUUUGCUGUCAAGAAGUGGUCUUUCAGCCCGUCACCACAGAGUGCCAACACAAUGUCUGCAGGGAAUGCCUUCAGAGGUCCUUCAAAGCAGAGGUGUACACCUGCCCGGCCUGCAGGCACGACCUGGGCAAAAACUACUCCAUGGCCGUCAACAAAUCCCUGCAAGACAUUCUAAAUCAGUUUUUCCCAGGGUACAGCAACGGGCGAUGAUCAUUGGUUCUGCCUACUCAACCCUCGAGGAAACGUGAUGUAAACUGUAAGGGGAAUUUUCAGUAGAGGCAAUAAAGAAUCAGUUUCUCUUAAUAUAUUUUUUAUGAUUUAUAAAACUACAAGUUUUGUGGACUUCAAUGCUACCAUUUUUCGCCUUUUUGAUCUGCCAUGAUGUGUAGUUAAUGAUAAUUGGAAGUUCCUUUGUAAGUGUGCCAUUACUCCGUUAAUACCUUCAACCGUGAUUUUACUCCCAGCGUUUUGUUUUGUUCCAUUAACUAAUGCUAAUUUUAUCCAUAAUGUAAAAUGUUACUUAUAACUACAUCCCUCCAUGUGUAGCACUCUUUAAGGGAACGUUACGUCAAAAGUGGUUUAGCCGUUUGCCCAACUUCUUUGGAGAUUCUUUUGUAUACGACUGUUGUUAGAGUCUGGAUCGUAUCUGGUCUGCCGUUAGUUUAGCUGUGGUUGGUCGUCGUUUUGGUGCAAUUCUCUGAUCUUGCAGUUGCUGGUCUACAUUCACAUCUGACCUUUAAGACUCUGUUAAGUGCCUCCUGUAGUUGUGUACUUGUCUGUACUGUACUUUUUAAAUUCCCCCUGCUUAUUCUGUUUGUUUUUUACAGACACAGUGCAGGUCGAUUUCCUGUUAAGAAAUCAGUUGACACACAACUAGAGAAAUGGACUAUAUAGAUAAUGUGACACUUUGUUUGUCCUGGCAUGAUCAGAUGAUUGAAAUUGCACCAACAUAUAAUUUCUAGAGAAAAUAAGUUUUCUGAAACUAAAGUUGCUCCAUAAAAUGUGGACGAGCUCUAACAUACAACCACAAACUGUUUAUACAACCACAAGUUAAAAAACAAAAUUCUGCUCCUCAGAUUUCUGAGACAGUGUCUUGUCGGGGAGGGGUGUCAUCAAGUGUGAUUGGCUUUUCUAACUUGUGUAUUGGUUCCUUUAAAUGUUUUUACAUAGUAAUUUUUAUAUUUGUAUAUGAAAGUUGGUUUAAAAGUUACUAUGAAUUUGAUAAAACCUUGAUAGCUAAACAUGAUAGAUUCUCGAGGCCAUUAUAUUCUUUGGUAUAGAAAUGUAUUUCCCCAUGUUUUUGAAGAGGUUCACUUUUAUAAAGCCCAAAGAAGCAAAAGUGCUUAACCAAGAGUGUAAUGUAGAACUCCCAUCUAUCUAGCUCUUUAGACGUUGUCCCUGAUGCUCAAACCUAAUUGAGUCUAGAAACUGUAUGUUUUUGUUUUUUUGCGAAAAUAAAAAUUUGUACUUUUGACAUCUUUUAUAAUCUAUUACUGCCAUUUGUUGGGGGGCUAUUCAGUCAGAUUUUUGUGUCUCCUGUGGUCUCUUGUAAUACCUGACCUCAUUUGAAAAAAAAAAAAGAAAAUGCUUGCAUUAGGUUGAAACAUUUAAGGAAAUUCCACACACUGUUCCUGAAAUUUGAUAUUGAAUCGGCUAAAUUAUCUGAAUUUGUUAUAUAUUACUUUUGCCGUUGCCUUUUUAUUAAUAUUUGGUGUUGAAUUUCAACAGCAGUGUGUGUGACAAUGUCCAUCCACAUAUCAGCAUUUUGAUUUUUAACGGAGAGACAAAUAUUUGCAUAGACCGGGAAAUGUAUAUUUUCAGAAAUUGUAUAAUUUUAGUCCAUUUUAGUUUUGAUAUGUAGUUUUAGAAUUGCUUGCACAGGUUUGGUGCAAAGAUUUGUCAAUACAUUUUCAGUGUUAUUCAAUAAAAAAGUGAAAAUGA